Molecule: messenger RNA, 2698 nt
Organism: Physcomitrium patens
Lineage: Eukaryota; Viridiplantae; Streptophyta; Bryopsida; Funariales; Funariaceae
Product: glycosyltransferase BC10
Cellular component (GO): membrane
Molecular function (GO): glycosyltransferase activity
Source: RefSeq, a predicted model, not a curated record
GUUGUGUGUGUGUACCCAACACGCAGUAGAUCUGAUCUGGCUCCGCCGCAUUCGGGGGAAGGGUGAAACAACCAAAGACGGAGCUGCCAGUUUCUCGCAAUUUUUUGUUCCCAAAAGCAACUUAGCCUUGCAUUGGAGUAGUGAUUAGUGUCGUUAAAUGCGGAGAUUGGGUGGAAUGGGUUGUUGUGGUGAGGGACUAAGAGCUUUUGGUUGGAGCUGAAUUCUCCCGGUUUCGCGCUGUGGGCGCAUGCCCCGAAGCCUUUGGAAGUUGUCACUGGAAAGGAAUGAAUCUGUGACAGAGAAGAAGUCUAUGCUUGGGUUAGAUGCUUUUUUUCUUUUUUGUUGUUUUUUGUUUUUCCGCUACACUUUUCUUUCUUCCCUUUCCUUCCUUCCGUCCUUCCUCUCUCGCAGGGCUCUAAACCCCUGAAGCUAAAGGGGACACGGGAAUCUGGCGCCAUGGAAACGAGUUGUGCUUGGGAGUUUUCAAGUUGGACUGAGUUGUUGCUGUGUGACGACUGUCCAAUGAGGAAGAAGGCGCAUGCUUCGAUUCCUCGCAUGUGCAUGACGUGGUUGUGAUUGGGGCAAACAUUUUGCUGUGUUAUGGGGUUUUGGCCGAAGGUUGAGGCAGUUUGUUGAGCGAUAUUGUGCUGCGAGGCUUUGUUUGUGUUUUGUUCUUCUUUCUUUUCCUUCUGUAGACAUGGAGUCCAGGUGUUAAUGGGGAUUUCGAGUCUGACAGUGACGUGACAGCGAGAUGGGUUGAAAAGACGAGUGGGAUGUUUCGGAUGAGUUUUUUUCUCUUGUGGCAAGUAUGAUAGCUGCGCGGUGAUUCACUGGUAUUUUGGAAGGACGAGGACGUGCAGGCGUUUCUUUUAAGAAGGACAUGUAGAGCAGCAUUCUAGAACCAGCCAUGAAGAGGAAGACGCACGCGCAUCCCCGGUGGAGGUGGAGGCUGGGUGGAUACCUCUUGGUGGGGGCAGCUAUUGUUUUUUUUUUCUUGGUGAAGCUGCAAACAUUGAUCGUUCGUGAUCCCCCUGAUUUGGCCGAGCUUCCUGAAUCUAGUUUUGAAAUUCGACGAUUUAGCAAUACGACGCAACCGAAGCUGGCGUUUCUGUUCCUUGCUCGUCAGCACUUGCCUCUGGACGUCUUGUGGGAGCAUUUCUUUGAGGGAGCUGAUUCAAAUGAAUACAGCGUUUACAUUCACACGAGACCUGGUUUUUCUUUUACCAAACAUAACACAGCCUGCCGUGCGUUUGUUAAUCGUCAGCUGCAAGCCUCUGUACAGGUAGAGUGGGGAAAGCCAUCCAUGAUUCAAGCAGAACGACUUUUAUUAGCUGAGGCUCUCCAAGAUCCCUUGAAUGAGAGAUUUCUUCUUCUCUCGGAUAGCUGCAUUCCUCUUUUCAAUUUUAAUUACAUCUACGAUUAUGUUAUGUCCUCUAAUAAAAGCUUCGUGGACAGUUUUUAUGACUACAAAGACUAUCAAUACAAUGUCCUUAUGGAUCCCAUUGUUACAGAAGACAAGUGGCGCAAAGGAUCGCAGUGGUUUACACUCACAAGGAAGCAUGCAGAGAUGGUUGCCGAGGAUUCAAAAGUGUUUUCAACUUUUGUUGAUCAUUGCAAGUGUUUCUUUUGCAAGGUCCACGAUUACGGGACAUGGAGUGGAUGGUUGACUGGCUUGUUGCAGAAGGCGGUCCCAUCUGUUAGUCGAAAGGAUGACUAUGUGAGUAAUGACACCGAUAGUACUCACAAUUGUAUACCAGACGAACAUUAUAUUCAGACACUUUUAGCGAUGAAGGAUAUGGAAGGUGAACUUGAACGUCGAACUUUGACAUAUAGUCGCUGGGAGAGCUCCGACAGCAAAGGCAGUAGGGGUUGGCACCCUGCUGCAUUCGACGCUCCUGAUAUAGCUCUUGACUUCAUCAAAGAAAUCCAGGGCUACAUCAAUGUACGCUACGAUUCCGAGUACCGCACGGAGUGGUGCAGUGCUGGCGGCAGGCCCAGGCAAUGUUUCCUGUUUGCUAGGAAGUUCACCAAGUUAGCAGUGUUUGAACUCCUCAACAUAGCUGAACGCUAUGAAAGCAACAUUGUUCACGUGGAGUAGAUUUGUGGGGGUUGUUGAUAUUUUACCCAAACCUGUGAUUGCUGCAGAUUGGCUCCAGAAAGGGUGUGCCAUCUGCACAUCACAGGAUAGUCAUCCGCUUCAUGGUGUCACCAUACAUGGGACCAUUGGGUAGUGACACAAUAUCACCUCCAGAGUUUUAUAUCUCCUGGUGUAGCCACCUUUGUUUUGACCAUUGAUCACAAAGUUUUGAUUGAACCCACGGCAGUGAACCAUGCCUGAUUAUCAUGGGAUUGUAGUGAACAGUCUGGUGUGCUGCGGAACAGUCUCCAGCACACCACCACUCUUAGGCUGAAAGAACCAGUCUUUUGAUGAGCAGGAACGAGCACUGGCAUCAGCAAUGUUUUUUUUUUUUUUUUUUUUUUUUUUUUGCAUUACUGCCUACUUUCGGACAUUCGGACUCUGAUACAAUAUGGGAAGAUAGGAAAGUUCAACUGACGUAGCUGGCUCAAUGGAAUGGAACUGUGGCUGUAGCUCACGUCAUUGGCAACCACUGAUUUUGUCUUUUUUGUCUACCACAUUUGACGUCAAUUCGUUGAGGUGGUCCCUGACAGCAAUGCAGUAAAUCUUUGUUUUUGUGCA